AUGGUAAUCCGAUUUUGUUUUCACCGUACCGAAGAUGUUUGUACUCUAAAAACUACUUCAGCGGUAUCACUUGAUUUCUGCCCACCCCAUCCAGUAUUUGCAAAACAACCGGAAGAGGACUGCGAGACUGCCAGUGACCCCAAUAAUCUGAAGAAAUCUCCCAUUGAAAAAUGGUUUACGAGGGAAAUGUUCGAGGAUUUGUUCCCAAAAGCAAAUCUUGGACUGGGCUCACAUAAAUGUUUGCCCUAUUCGUAUGAGUCCUUCAUUAUUGCUGCAAGAUAUUUCCCCGAUUUUGGAGCAGAGACAUUGAAUAAGGUGGGUUUAUGUGAAGGUUCAUGA
Strongylus vulgaris is the source of this 339-nucleotide messenger RNA. The record is from the annotation of a GenBank genome assembly. NCBI's taxonomy places the organism in Eukaryota, Metazoa, Nematoda, Chromadorea, Rhabditida, Strongylidae.